UAGAAUCCAAGUCCCCAUGGAGUAAAUAAUUGACCAUAAUAAAGUUAAAAGUGUGUGCAUUGUCAUUUAGAAGAAAUAAACAUAUGACAAAAGGAAAAAAAUAUUAUUGUGAAAUUAUGGGAAAAAGACAUAAACACCAUCAGUCCCUUUUAUUUGUUUAUUUAUUGUUUUCAAUACAAUUUUUUUCCUUCCUCAUUUUGUAAGUGGCACCGACUUCGUGUCUAUUUAAUAAAGAAAAAUCAUUUGAAUUUGAAAUCUAUUCUAAUAUUAGAAAUAGAAAUACCACUAGUACAUCGAUUCUCAAUUAGGGCAAUAUUAGAAAGAGUCAAAUGCUGGUCAACAACAAUAACUCAUGCAAGCAGUUUCUUCUUCACAGUCAACUUUCAUUGAUUCUUCUGCCCCAACCCAAAACAGUUCCCACUCUUUCUUUAAACACUCCUCAUCACCCAAAAGUUUCUCUCUUUUAUAUUUGAUUCCUCCUUUCAGAUUCUCAUCUCCUACAAAAAAAAAAAAAAAAAAAGAAAAAAAGAAAAAAAAACCCUUCGGUCUUUAUAGAGAGUCACACAACACAACCAUACAAAGCCCCCAAAAAGCCAAACUCAUCCAAUCCAACCAAAGACAUAUAAAGCCACAACCUUCACCAUUGGACCCCAAAAAAAAAAAGACACGACCUUUACCUCACGUGACCAAACUCAAACUCCAUCCCAUUGCUUUCAAUCAACAACUUUACCAAAUCUUGGAAAAUAUUAGCCAACGCUUAAUCUACACCUCUGCCCAACACCCCUCACAUGUCCCAUUUCAUUGGGUCGUCUUAUCCACUCUCUGGAGUGGAGAGUGGGCUUUCAUGAGACAAAGAUUUAUGAAAAACAUAAAAAUACUUAAAUGUAAUAAAAUACCAUGUCUGCUCCAUCCAACUCAAACACUCAAAUGUUGUGUGCAUCUCACUCGCACGUGCCGCCCCCCUCUCUCUCUCUCUCUCUCUCUCUCUCUCUCUCUCUCUCUCUCUGUGACAUCCCUUUCUACUAACCACUGCAGUCCUCUCUCUGUUCAUCUUUGCUUCUGCAAUCUAGUAGGAGACAGAUUCUUUUAGGUGGGUUUUAAUGAAAGGAUGGGAAAGAUGGUGUUUAAGUCCAAAAUGAAAUGGGUUGGUUUGCUUGGUCUGGUUCUCUCAGCUAUAUCUCUCUUUGUUCACUUUUUGCUGGCUAGAUUCACAGAAGGGGGUGUUUCAGAGUACCACUCCUCAAUCACAAUCUUCCCCAGGCGAACCAUUGGUGAAAGCUUGAAUUUUUCGAAGACUAGUCCAAUGUAUAGAAGGCUAUGGGGACCCGUUAGACAUCUGGAAUCUUUGCAUCCCAAUGCAAAUCCCAGAGGACACUAUGCUGAUCCUGGUUCCGAUACCAGCGGGUUUAUCUUUGUAAGGAUACAAGGCGGGUUUCAUGAGAUCAGGAAUUCGAUAUGUGAUGUAGUUGUGGUUGCUCGGUUUCUUAAUGCAACAUUAGUCAUUCCUGAGAUACAAUCAACCACAAGCAGCAAAGGCAUCAGCUCUCAGUUUAAGAGUUUUGCCUAUCUCUACAAUGAGGACCAAUUCAUGGCGGCUUUAUCAAAAGAUGUCAAAGUUGUGAAGACCCUUCCUAAAAAUCUGAAAGGGCUGAGGAGAAAAAAGAACAUUCCAGUUUUUAAAGUGCCUUACUCUGCUUCACCGUAUUACUAUAAGCACCAUGUUCUUCCAAUUUUAAAGAAGCAUUUAGUAGUUGAACUAGUUGUGUCUGAUGGAGGAUGCUUGCAGGCUAUCCUGCCACCUGAUCUUGAAGAAUAUCAGAGGCUGAGAUGUAGGGUUGCUUUUCAUGCCCUUCGGUUCCGGGAGGAGGUCCAAGAACUUGCCACUAAAAUUUUACACAGAUUAAGGGCUCCUGGACAGCCAUUUAUAGCAUUUGACCCUGGAAUGACCAGGGAAGCUUUGGCAUAUCAUGGUUGUGCUGAACUCUUCCAGGAUGUGCACACUGAACUCAUUCAGCACAAAAGACAUUGGAUGAUAAAACGUGGAAUUGUCAAGGGGAAGCUUUCGGUGAAUUCUGCAGAACAACGCCUUAAUGGUUCUUGCCCACUAAUGCCAGAAGAGAUUGGUAUUGUUCUUCGUGCAUAUGGGUACUUGUGGGACACAAUAAUAUAUGUCUCUGGGGGAGAAAUUUUUGGUGGCCAAAGGACAUUGAUCCCUCUUCGUGCAAUGUUUGAAAAUGUUGUUGAUAGGACUUCCCUCAGCAUGCCUUGGGAGCUCAGUAGGAUUUAUGGUCGUGAGGCUAACCUUGUUGAUCGCAAUCCUGGGAGUCCACCUAUGAUUGAGGAAGAGAUGAAGAUUGAAGCAUGGAAAACUGCAGGGCCACGUCCUCGCCCGCUUCCACCACCUCCAGCUAGGCCCAAAUCCUAUAACAUUGAAGGUUGGUGGGGUUGGGUAGCUGAGAGUGAUAAUGAGCCUGAUAGUACAGUUAUGGAAUUGAGGACCAACGCCCAUAAACUACUGUGGGAAGCAAUUGAUUACGUGAUAUGUGUUGAAGCUGAUGUAUUCAUCCCUGGAUUCGAUCUUGAUGGUAAGGGGCAUCCAAAUUUUGCAAGCUUAGUCAUGGGACACCGACUCUAUCAGUCAGCUGCAUCAAAGACAUACAGGCCAGACAGAAAAGAAGUCACCAAGCUUUUAGAAGAAAUUAGUGACCACCUUUACCAUGCAAAUCAUACUUGGCUGAUGUCAGUGCGCAAGAAUUUGAGGAAGAGAUUAGUUGAUGGACUAAUAGAAGCUUCCGCAAGAUCAAAACCACUGUCUUUUAUCUCUCAUCCUGUCCCAGAAUGCUCUUGCUUGAGGCAUGAUCCUGCGGGAAAAUCAAUUAAUGCUACAACAUCAGCUCAUGCUUCAACUUCUACUAGUCAUUCUCAAGUACUUGCUGCUCUUGGAGUUGUGCACUAUUGCCCUGCUUGGAUGGAGAAUGAUUUGAUACUGCAGUCAAAAGACAAGGAAAAUGAAGAAACUCUAGAUGAAGACGACUCCACGUCAUCAGGAUUGUUUUUCCGGAAAAAUAAUGGAUAUCAUGAAGGUGUUAAUGGAGACUUAAGCAACAAAGAAGAGACUCAGUUGGAUGAUCAAGAAGAGCUUGAGGGUGGAGAAAGGUAGUGAGGCUGAUUAACGACAUGGUCAUCCUACACGGCAGUUCUGUACAUAAAAGAUAUCUUCACUAGUAUGAUCCAAGCAAAUUUGGAAUCAUCUUCAGCUCCAACUUCAUAAGGGGAAAUGCCAGUUUUCUAACUGUGGUUCAAGAACACAAGACUCUGGGCUGAUUUGACUCUCGUUGAAGCAUUUACUCAUUUUUGUUGGGUUGUUUAAGCCCUUUUUACAAUUAUAUAGGUCAUUAUUUAACCCCACAACCAGUUUUGAUGUAAACUCGUAUGUUCUCCAUGAAAUUGUAGCUUUAGCUUAACCUCUCUAAUUUUGUAGGGAGUUUUGUUUGUUAGACUUGUUGAUUGAAUUAAAUUCUUUGCAGUGGUCCUCGUCAGAAAUUAUGCCACCAUUUGGUUGUUGUACUCGUUCAAACAUGAAUCCACCAUUUUGUGUGGGCGCCUUGUGAACAUAGAUAAUUGGAGUUUGAAGUUCAUGUUGAUUAAUCUUUUUUGCC
Prunus persica (peach) is the source of this 3659-nucleotide messenger RNA. RefSeq lists its product as uncharacterized. NCBI's taxonomy places the organism in Eukaryota, Viridiplantae, Streptophyta, Magnoliopsida, Rosales, Rosaceae. The transcript is spliced from 10 exons. The coding region runs from base 1109 to 3160 and encodes 683 amino acids. Gene Ontology annotation, cellular component: trans-Golgi network; endosome; Golgi apparatus. The record is from RefSeq and is a predicted model, not a curated record.